GGGCGCGGGGCGGCGAGCGGGCCGCGCCGCCCGCCAUGGGCAUCCUGGAGAAGAUCUCGGAGAUCGAGAGGGAGAUCGCGCGCACGCAGAAGAACAAGGCCACCGAGUACCACCUGGGCCUGCUCAAGGCCAAGCUCGCCAAGUACCGCGCGCAGCUGCUGGAGCCCUCCAAGUCCUCGGCCGCCAAAGGAGAGGGCUUCGAUGUGAUGAAAUCGGGCGAUGCCCGCGUGGCGCUCAUCGGCUUCCCCUCCGUGGGCAAGUCCACGUUUUUGAGUUUGAUGACCUCAACGGCCAGCGAAGCUGCAUCGUACGAGUUCACAACCCUCACGUGCAUCCCAGGAGUCAUAGAAUACAAAGGAGCCAACAUUCAGCUCUUGGAUCUGCCUGGGAUCAUCGAAGGAGCAGCACAAGGGAAGGGCAGAGGCCGGCAGGUCAUAGCGGUGGCCAGGACUGCAGACGUCGUUAUCAUGAUGCUGGAUGCCACCAAGGGUGAAGUACAGAGGGCCCUGCUGGAGAAAGAACUGGAGUCUGUAGGAAUCCGUCUGAACAAAAGCAAACCAAAUAUCUAUUUCAAGCCCAAGAAGGGUGGAGGAAUCUCCUUCAACUCGACUGUAACAUUGACCCAGUGCUCGGAGAAGUUGGUGCAGCUCAUCCUCCAUGAAUACAAAAUCUUCAAUGCCGAGGUCCUCUUUAGAGAGGAUUGUUCUCCCGACGAGUUCAUCGACGUGAUUGUAGGCAACAGGGUCUAUAUGCCCUGCCUCUAUGUUUAUAACAAGAUUGACCAGAUAUCUAUGGAGGAGGUGGAUCGUCUUGCUCGGAGGCCCCACAGUGUUGUAAUCAGCUGUGGCAUGAAACUGAAUCUGGAUUACUUACUGGAGAAGCUCUGGGAAUACCUUGCACUUACCUGCAUCUACACCAAGAAACGAGGACAGAGACCAGACUUCACAGAUGCCAUUAUUCUACGGAAAGGGGCCUCUGUGGAGCAUGUGUGCCAUCGAAUUCACAGAUCGUUAGCCAGCCAGUUCAAAUAUGCCUUGGUGUGGGGGACAAGCACAAAAUACAGUCCUCAAAGAGUGGGCUUGACUCACGUGAUGGAGCACGAAGAUGUCAUUCAGAUCGUCAAGAAAUAACCCUCUUUGCUCUUCACCAGUGCCUGGCCUUGUCUUAGUCACUAGAAUUGGAACUGACCACAUAAAAGCAAAACAAAACAAAAAGGAGAAAAAAAAAGAAACGAGAGAGAGAGAAAAGGGAGACGUUCCACAGCCAAGAAAGCUUCUGUGAAGCUCGUUCCCUUGGAGAAGGGCAGGGAAUGAGGCUACUCGCAGGUGGGGAUGGGGCUGAUGGGUUUCCAUCUUGCAGCAUUUCAAGUGAGGUGAUGACUCUAAAUAAAAAAGGAGUCCACUUUUGUGGGACGGAACUCCUAGAUCAGCAGCUCCUGCCCCUAGYAGGGUUUGCCUGUGUCCAUCUGUUAACCUGCCGGUGACUUGCUCUGCCAGUGGGAARUCGAUGGGUUUGUGUGAGCAAACCUGGCUCGCUGCUUUGGGACAGGGAAACAGGGCUGGGGGACCGUUCCUGGUGCUUUGCUGCGUGUCCACUCACUCAAUUUAAGCAUUUGAAAUGGAAAUACCUGAAACAAAGUUUUCCCUCCCCUGCUCACUGGACAUGUUGCCUCUACAGCUUUCACCAGGGGCAACUUUAGUGUCUAUCUGGGAUGACCCUCAGCUAGUUUUUAAUGGUGCCACCUUCAUUAUAUUAAAACCUGGCACUCCGUGCCCCGUGUCAGCUCUGCAGUAGGGUUAGCAGGACAUCUGGUCCAAUUGGUAGUACCAAUAGAAAUGAGAAAUUAAACCUUGCUAAUGAGUGAUUGACCCAGCCGAACUGCAGCCCGGUACGAGCAAAGAGCCAUAGGCUGCCCUGGGAAUCUACUUCUGGCAUAUCACUGAUCCGAGAAAUUAUCUUGGGAAUUUCCUGUUUUGCUCUCGUCCUGCCCGUUAGUCCCCAAGAGUAGUUCUGGGGAUCUGAUUCUUAGUCAUACACCUAAAUUCCAGUAGAAACUCUUUGGAGGAUGAACUUCCAUCCAAUGCCAUGGGUUUCACGGCAGCCCUGUUAAAUAAUACGGCUCGUGUGGAUAUUUUUCAUGAGAAUUGUGGCAUUUUUUUCUAAUCAUACUUUUUCAUUGACUAUUGAUGCUGACCAGUUCAGAGUGCCUGAUAGAGAACAGCUCUUUUCUUCUGGGAUCCAGAGCUGCCGAUAGCAUUUAUUUUCUUUCAUUGGAAAAGGGUUUAGUCUGAUGUGGAUUCGUAACUGCC
Messenger RNA from Nothoprocta perdicaria, 2309 nucleotides. RefSeq names its product developmentally regulated GTP binding protein 2 (gene DRG2). Lineage: Eukaryota; Metazoa; Chordata; Aves; Tinamiformes; Tinamidae. The transcript is spliced from 13 exons. The record is from RefSeq and is a predicted model, not a curated record. Gene Ontology annotation, cellular component: cytoplasm. Bases 36 to 1130 code for a protein of 364 amino acids. Gene Ontology annotation, biological process: cytoplasmic translation. Gene Ontology annotation, molecular function: GTP binding; GTPase activity.